UUGUCACAUAUAUAAAAAAUAAGAUGUUUACGUUUGAUUUUUCACGUGAACUCAUGAUUCAAAGUAAGAAAUUACUUUACUCUCAGAUAUUUAAAAGAUACUGUAUAAAAUAUGUGCAAGGACAAUCUCCAGAACCUCGAGUUCGUGAAUAUUUCUAUUAUAUUGAUCACCAAGGCAUGCUAUUUCUAGAUGAUGCGCGUAUGAAAAACUUCACAUCAUGUUUUAAAGAUAAAAAGUUUUUGGCAUUCUUUUUUAAGCGCUUAAAAAAGAAUGACACAGGCAGAUACAUAGAAGAUUUUCCUUAUGUUUCUCUUUGUGGUCCAGAAAGAAAUUUUGUCAGAUGUGAUGAUUUACCAAUAGUUUUUACAAAAGUUUUUCAAAAAAAAAAUAGUGAAACAGGCAAGAUUGAAGAUUGGUUUGGUUAUGCUCAUGCAGAAGAAUUAUUAAUGAUACCAUUUCAACCAGACAAAUUACAUAUGAAUGUUCAAUCAGGAAGAUUGUAUCAUCCUGCACCAGAAAAAGUAGGAGGAGUUGGUCUGGUGAGAUCAAAAACUGCAAUUGAAAUUAGCACUUUAUUUAAUUUUGAAAAAGGGGAAGAAAAUGGCCCAACUCAUAUUUUUUGGAACAAUAGAAAAUACAUUUUAGAUUGUAAUUGGUAUAAGAAUAAAAUAAUACAAUCAAUCAGAUAG
Molecule: messenger RNA, 689 nt
Organism: Eufriesea mexicana
Lineage: Eukaryota; Metazoa; Arthropoda; Insecta; Hymenoptera; Apidae
Product: UPF0598 protein CG30010
Exons: 4
Coding region: 24-689 (221 amino acids)
Source: RefSeq, a predicted model, not a curated record